Messenger RNA from Aphis gossypii (cotton aphid), 2493 nucleotides. Its product is annotated as zinc finger MYM-type protein 1-like. NCBI's taxonomy places the organism in Eukaryota, Metazoa, Arthropoda, Insecta, Hemiptera, Aphididae. The record is from RefSeq and is a predicted model, not a curated record. Gene Ontology annotation, molecular function: protein dimerization activity. The coding region runs from base 1 to 2493 and encodes 830 amino acids. The transcript is spliced from 4 exons.
AUGGACUUCGAAUUUUCAAUGGUGAACAAAACAAGCAUGGUUGUUAUCUCCGGGGCUAUAUCAAAUAGCUUAAACCGCUUUAAGAUUAGGAAACUGGAAGGACGACCUCUUUUGCUACCAAUUAAUGAGGAAGCUCGACCUAUGGGUGAGACAGAGCUUCAGGUGGCAAGUAGCAAUAAUUCUAGUACAAAAGAUCUAAAAAGUUCAAAAGAGUCUGAUUUAUCAAUAAAUGAUAUUACCAUUGAUUGUGAAAAUAUAGCAAAUAAUCAAUGUAAUAUGUCAAAUAUUACUAGUACUAGUGAAGGUGAUGUGUUUUUGACGAUGACUGAUUUAGAUAUUGGCUUAAUUAUUGGUAGACCUCGCCAUCAGAUCAGUGAUACUGAGAAAUUUGAGUUUUUGUGUAAUUUGAUGCGUCCCAGUCCUGAUUAUAAGUUUCCUGCUAAUGGUCCAAGAAAACUGAAGUUUCAAAAUAAAUGGUUUUACAACUGGAAAUGGUUAUCUUAUUCAAAGUCUCUAGAUGGUGCUUUUUGUGUAUAUUGUGUAUUAUUUGGUACUGAUGAAGUAAAAUAUCAAAAGCUUGGAAAAUUGGUUUGUGAAAAAUAUAAUAGUUGGAAUUGUGCAGUUGAGAAAUUUAAUAAACAUCAAAGUCUAAUAUAUCAUUUGACUGCCAUGGAAAAAGCUAAUGGAUUUUUAAAUAUAUUCAAUAACAAACAAAAUAGUGUGGCUGUUCAACUUGAGAUUGAAGAAAAUAGAUUAUUUAUCCAACCAAUAAUUGAAACUAUUUUACUAUGUGGGCGGCAAGGACUGGCACUGCGGGGUCAUAAAGAUUAUGGUCCUAUUCAAUUUGGAACUCUUUUCCCUUCUGAAAAUGAUGGAAAUUUCCGACCAUUACUAAGAUACCGUAUAAAUGGAGGAGAUCAGAAAUUUUUACAGCGUUUACAAAAUUGUCCACGAAAUGCUACAUACACGAGUUCAGGAAUUCAAAAUCAAAUAAUUGAUAUAAUUGGUUCUAUCAUUAUUAAGAAACUUGUAAAUAAAAUUAACUUAGCAAAAUGUUUUACUGUUUUAGCAGAUGAAACGUGUGACAUUUCUGGGAUUGAACAGUUCAGCCUUUGUGUUAGAUAUUAUGAUAAUGAUUCAAAAAUGAUGAGAGAAGAUUUUCUAAAAUUUGUGCCUGUCGUUGAUGUUACCGGAAAUGGUUUAGCAGUAGUUUUAAUGGACAGCUUAACAAAUAUUGGUCUAGACUUAAAUUUUUUACGUGGUCAGGGUUAUGAUGGGGCCUCCGUUAUGCGCGGCCAUUUUAAUGGUGUUCAAGCAGUUGUGAGACGGUCAUACCCAUUAGCCUUAUACUCUCAUUGUAGUUCGCAUUCAUUAAAUUUAGCAAUAUCAGAUGCUUGUGACAUGAAAUCAAUCCGGAACGCCACAGAUACAUUACAAGCUAUUUAUGUAUUUUUUAAAACGCCUAAAAGACAAGAUGUAUUGAGAAAAACUAUUGACAAAAUCGCGCCAGAGAACAAGAAAAAAAAACUAAAAGAUUUAUGUCCUACUAGAUGGGUGGAACGACACGAAUCAGUUAUGGUGUUUUUAGAACUAUUUGACUCGGUUAUUGAAGCUUUGGAAGAGAUUUCCAAUUGGGUGGAUAGAGAAACAUCAUCAAAAAGCAAUAAUUUACUAUGUUCCUUAAAAAAUGGAGAGUUUUUGUUAGCCGUUUAUGUUCUUGCAAAAGCACUUUCUAUUAGUUUGCCUUUAAGUCGGCAAUUACAAACAGAAAAUUUGGACUUGGUUAAAGCUAUAGCAUUAGCUGAAGAUGUGUCUCAAACAGUUAUGGAGUUGAGAAGAAAAGCUGAAGAAGACUUUAAAGAAAUUUAUACUGAAGUAAACAGAAAAUGUGAAACCUUGGGAGUUGCUAUCACCAUACCUAGACUUACUAAGAAUCAACAACAUAGAUCAAACUUUUCCACCAACUCAAGUGAAGAAUAUUUUAGAUUAUCCAUAUAUAUUCCAUUUUUGGAUAGUUUUUCAAACCAGUUAAGUGAACGGUUUUUAGCUCAUAAAUCACUUGUGAAAAAUUUUUCUUGUUUACUAAUUGAGCAUGUUGAUGAUGAGGAAAAUUUUGAUAAACUUUUAGAAAUAUAUGCAGAGGAUAUCAAAGUUGAUGAAAAAAGUGCAAAGGGUGAAUUUUUGGUUUGGAAGCAACAGAUUAAAAAGUCCACACCUAAAAAUGUAAUAGAUGCAUUACAUAACAGUAGUUCUAUUAUUUUCCCUUCUAUUCAUAGGCUGUUAGUUAUAUUGGCAACGUUUCCUGUAACUACAUCUACAAGUGAACGUUCUUUUUCGACUCUUUGUCGAUUGAAAACUUAUUUAAGAAAUACUGUUGGAGAGAAUAGACUAAAUGGCCUAGCUUUAAUGCAAAUUCAUAGAGAUAUACCUGUAUCUACUGCAGAGGUCAUUGAUGAACUUGCUCUAAAGUGCCGUCGUUUACAAUUUAACUAG